Messenger RNA from Coniophora puteana RWD-64-598 SS2, 2369 nucleotides. RefSeq lists its product as uncharacterized. Gene Ontology annotation, molecular function: protein N-terminal-serine acetyltransferase activity; protein-N-terminal-alanine acetyltransferase activity. Gene Ontology annotation, cellular component: cytoplasm. The record is from RefSeq and is a predicted model, not a curated record. The transcript has a single exon. NCBI's taxonomy places the organism in Eukaryota, Fungi, Basidiomycota, Agaricomycetes, Boletales, Coniophoraceae. The coding region runs from base 224 to 2185 and encodes 653 amino acids.
AGACUCAGACAAGUCUUGCUGUGCUCACCCGAACUCAGACAAUGUCCGCUUCUGCCCCAUAAACGCGGUGGCUGCGACAUUGAUCACACGCACUUGGACUCGACCAUAUCUGACUUCCAUAUCACAUUAUGGGCGUCUAGAAGAGACGCCGGGUACAGGAUCCUUAUAUACUCCCCCUGCGCCCGGAGUCCCCUUUCUCACCCUGACUCGAACUUACACCACCAUGAAGACUCAAGGAGAGCUCAUUAGCCUGUCCCAGGGUUACGAUCUCCCCUCAAGCAACAUCACCUCGCAAAAGCUCUUCGAAGAGCUGCGUCUCACGGCGCUUGACGCCAAGCAUGCAUCCUCGCCCCUACUCCCCUUCUUCGCAGACGAAUGCCUCAUGUGCAUGCAGAUAACCGAGAACGCGAUGUCUGAGGCUUCGCUUCCUGCGGCCGAGGAGGCACUAAUCAAGGAUGAAGGCCUAUACAAACACACACGACCCCCACGCAACCCCUAUCCACUCGUUGUAGGCCUCGUCUACCUCACCAGCACACCCCAGCAGUCCCACUCGGCCGAGGCCAACGUCGGAAUCAUCAUCGACCGGCCCUUCCGCAGGCACGGGUACGCCCGCGAGGCGCUGGAGCUCGUGCUCACCUGGGCGUUCGACGAGCUGAAGCUGCACCGCGUGCAGGCGGCCAUCAUCGACACGGCGGUGAAGCACCGCCCGUCCGGGCUGUUCAUGGGACUCGGGUUUCAGCACGAGGGCAUGCGCCGCCGCGCGGUGCUCGUCGACUGGGAGACCGAGCCGGGCACGCAGGGCGGCUAUAGUAUGGACGGCGACGGCCGCGCGGCGGUGUCCAGGCCGCAACAGGGGUGGAGGGAUGUGACGUAUCUUGCGAUGCUCGAUACGGACUGGAUGCUGCGCCGCACGGCGCGCAAGGGGAAGGCGGCGGAGGUGGGCGAGCCGGUGCAGCGCAGAUCGCUUUGGGAUGAGAUGUUCCUUAGACAUGCGCGUGAGCGCGAGGAGCUGGCUAUGUGGGAUGACCGCCGGGCGACGCUGCGGAGAAGCGAUAGUUCCGAGACGAUCAGGCAGGAUGCUGUGGAUGCUGUGAUGGAGGCUGCUGCGCCGGAGGAGGCGCCGGUGAGCAGGAUCCAGAGCGGAGACGAGAACCCCGAGGAGAGGAUGGAGGAGAAGCGCGCGCUGAUGAAGCAGAUUAGCAGGUGGUUCGCGGGGUAUUCUACGUCUGCGGCGGUCUCCACCGCGUCGCUAUCGCGCUCGCCGUCAGCGUGCUCGUCGAGGGAAUCAGAUCUGGGCAAAGAGAUUGAGCAGUCGCCGUGGGCGACUCGCUUGGACUACUCUUCGACGUUCAAGCAAGCUCCAGCGCCAUCUGACGAACAUCUCAAGCAGGAGUUGGAUCGGUUUGAAGAGGACCUGGAGCAGUUGUAUGGGGCCAAGUUCAUCGAGUCCCGAGCGGGACCUUCGACACGCCCAGGCACCAUCGGGAGCAUCCCCUCGGUCCCGCUCUCUGCUGAAACGGCUACCGCACGCCCGACCACGUUUAGCACCAUCCCCUCCGAUUACCAAUUCCCUGCUUCGCGCAUCCGCUCGUGGUCCUCCGACAUGGCACUCCUCCCCGGACCGGAACACAUCACGCCUUUCCCAGAUCGCGCGCCCUCGCGCGCAUCGAGCGUCGCGUCCGAGUUCUCCUUCGGCUCGCCCGCCGAGCAUUACCGCGACAGCCGAUCGGUGUCGCCCGCGUCGACGUCUUCCUUUGGCUUGUUCCAUCCGCCGCCUGAGCGCUCGCGCUCGCCGUCGGCGGGGUCGGAGUCUAGCUUCUUGUCGAUGGAGAACGGCGGGAACGAGCGGGACGGGGGCUUGAUGCGCAACCCGUUCAGCCCGGGGUCGGACUUGGGCUCGUCGGCGAGCGAUCUGAUUGACUUUGAGAACGCGGCGGCGAUGGCUAGAGAGUUCGACCACGGGGGGCAUGGUAUGUCUCCUGGUGAGAUGUUCUCGGGUGAUAGGAGUGCGGCAGGUUCGCCGGCUGGGAGCUCGCCGUCGUAUGCGAGCGUGCGUCUUCCCCAGAGGAGCGUUGGAGGGCUCUCGAUGUCGCGUCCGCUGGACGUGCGGAGUGUGAGCAGCGGGAGCGAGUGGGAUAUGGUCAGUGACCGGGAGGCUGAUGUUACAGACAUGAGGGAGAACUAGAACAGCGAGAUACGUCGUAUUGUUGGCAAUAGGUUGGUGGACGCAAGAGCUGGCGGUUCAUGUAUGCCACUGGCGGCUGCUGGGUUAGUGUAGGAUUAGAUGGGUCUGAUAACAAAUAUUAUAGGAAAUUACACACGCAUGUGCAUACCCCACAUAUACAUCAUACAGGUUUCUUCUCUUACAC